This is a messenger RNA of Phytophthora sojae, 240 nucleotides long. RefSeq lists its product as hypothetical. Bases 1 to 240 code for a protein of 79 amino acids. Lineage: Eukaryota; Oomycota; Peronosporomycetes; Peronosporales; Peronosporaceae. The record is from RefSeq and is a predicted model, not a curated record. The transcript has 2 exons.
AUGGGAUCCGCUCUACCGGCGUUGCGCCACAACUCGUUCGGCCACUACCACGUGUCUGCCACCUUCGUGGUGCCGGAGGACCCGAAGCGGCCACAGGAGGCGUGGGGGCUGAAUCUCCGAGAGAUCCUGGAGGCUGUGGGAGACCAGUCGCAGGCCUGGGCGGCGCGCAUCCAGCCGGCGCUAGGCGCUUUUCACGAGUCGUUCGACUUCAAGCACCUGGGAGGCGACAAGAAGGAGUAA